Molecule: messenger RNA, 7365 nt
Organism: Knipowitschia caucasica
Lineage: Eukaryota; Metazoa; Chordata; Actinopteri; Gobiiformes; Gobiidae
Source: the annotation of a GenBank genome assembly
AUGGAACCUUUAUACGGCACAAUCACAGCGGUGCACCUGUUGGGUCUGACCUGGCACCUGCGUCACGGAGAGAACCAUCUGUACGAGAACGGCCUGAGCUCAGCUGACCAUCAGAUGGACGAGCGCGGAAAAGCUCGUCCCACCAGCUCCAUCCACCUGCUGGACACACUCAACCCCGAUAACACACACGCCGGAGACAGAGAGAAAUGGGUGCGAGGGAAAGCCAUCGACAAAGGAGAGGUAGACGUUGGAACGCAGCAGAACCAGGCCAUCCCACCCGGUCUGUUCUGGAGGUUCCACAUGACCGUGCACCACCCCACCUACAUCAAGUUCAACCUGUCCCUGUCCCACAAUGCACUGCUGGGGGUCUACGGCCGCAGGAACAUCCCACCUACUCACACACAGUUCGACUUUGUGAAGCUGCUUGAUGGGAAGGCCCUGCCCAGGUCGCUGACUGACCCCGUGUCGGCUGCCAAAACCCCCAAAGGGCUGCUGCUGAGUGGGUUGCAGGAGACCGGCUUUAUCGAGUACAUGGACCCCGGGACCUGGCACCUGGCUCUCUACAACGACGGACGCAACCUUGAGCAAGUUUUACUGCACAGCACACCAAUAGAUUCCAUGGACGGCUGCUCCACAGACUGUAAUGGGAAUGGAGAGUGCGUGGCCGGACACUGUCACUGCUUCGCUGGCUUCCUGGGUCCAGACUGUGCCAAAGAUUCGUGCCCUGUGCUGUGCAGUGGUAAUGGUAUGUACGAGAAGGGCCGCUGCGUGUGUCUGCCCGGAUGGAAGGGGGCUGAGUGUAAUGUGGAGGAGGGACAGUGCAUCGACCCCACCUGCUCCAACCACGGCUCGUGCAUACAGGGCAUAUGCAUCUGCAGCCCUGCCUACAAAGGGAUCAACUGUGAGCAAGUGGACUGCAUAGACCCCCAGUGCAGCAGUCACGGCGUGUGCGUGCGCGGCGAGUGUGUGUGCCAGGCUGGGUGGGCUGGCCUGAGCUGUGACGACCCUCUGCCCGCCUGUCAGGAGCAGUGUUCAGGACAUGGUACCUACCUGCCAGAGACCGACUCCUGCACCUGCCAACCCAACUGGACUGGCCCCGACUGCUUUACCGAGCUGUGUCCCGUGCCAUGUGGCAGCCAUGGCGUAUGCUCUGAGGGCCAAUGCCAGUGUGAGGAGGGCUGGGUCGGCGCCGCGUGUGACCAGCGCUCCUGCCACCCGCGCUGUGAGGAGCACGGCCAGUGCCACGAUGGGACGUGUGUGUGCCAGCCCGGCUGGGAGGGCGAGCACUGUAACAUCGUCACUCAUGACCUGGACGUGGUUGUAAAAGACGGCUGUCCUGGGCUCUGCAGUGGACACGGGCGCUGUACGCUGGAGCAGAGCGGCUGGCGCUGCGUGUGCCAGGCCGGUUGGAGUGGGCCGGGAUGCAGCGUUGUCAUGGAAACUGACUGCAGUGAUGGAACAGACAACGACGGAGAUGGGCUGACUGACUGUGUGGACCCAGAUUGCUGUGAACAGUUGAGCUGUGGUUCUGACCCUCUGUGCCAUGGCUCCUCUGACCCCCUGGCCCUGCUACAGCAGAGCCCCCUGCCCCCCACCGGCCCCACCCACAGCUUCUACCGCCGCAUCCGCUUUCUCCUGGGCAAGAGCGCCACGCACACCCUCCCUGGAGAGGUGCCCUUUGAUACCAGCCGUGUGGCGGUAAUUCGUGGAAACGUGGUGCUCCAGGAUGGGUCUCCUUUGGUGGGAGUCAACAUAACCUUCCCACAGCAUCCGGAGUACGGCUACACAAUCAGCCGGAAGGACGGAAGUUUUGAUGUCGUGACAUUGGGGGCCAUGUCCGUGACCCUGAUGUUCCAGCGUCCGCCCUUCUUGCCCCAAACUCGCACCGUGUGGACACCCAACAACAACUUCCUGGUUUUGGAUCAGGUGACCAUGUCCAGGGUGGUGGUGGAGAUUCCAACGUGUGACAUCAUGAACGUUCUGAGUCCGUAUCCGCUGGUGCUGCCCUAUCCGCUGCCAAGAUACACAGGAGCUUGUUCCGAAAAGGGGGCCGCGAUUCCAGAGCUGCAGGCCGUCCAAGAGGAAGUUUCCAUCCCUGGUGCUUUUGUCAAACUCAGCUAUUUGAGCACUCGAGCAGCAGGCUACCAGUCUCUCCUCAGGGUGCUGCUCACUCCCCCGUCCUCCUCGUCUCCUGUGUCCCCCCUGGGUGGGCUCUCUAAAGUCCAUGUCCGAGCAUCGGUGCAGGGGCGGCUCUAUCAGCGGUGGUACCCUGCUGGGCCCGGACUGGUUCACAGGCUGGUUUGGAACAAGACGGACAUCUACGGACAGGAAGUGUGGGGGCUCACUCACGCAACAGUGGCAGUUGGUUAUGAGUUUGAGUCCUGUCCUGGAGCAAUUCAAUGGGAAAGGAGGACAGCGCUGAUGCAAGGAUUUGAACUAGUGCCAUCGAACCUGGGAGGAUGGUCCAUGGACAGACACCACUCCUUUAACAUGCGCAGUGGAAUCCUCCACAAAGGAAAUGGGGAAAAUGUCUUCCUGUCCCAGCAGCCCCCUGUCAUCAGCACCGCCAUGGGAAACGGCUUCUACCGCAGUGUCCCAUGUGGGCCAAGCUGCAGCGGCGCAGCCCGGGACAUGAUGCUGUUUGCCCCUGUGGCCCUCGCCAGUGGCCCUGACGGCUCUCUCUAUGUGGGCGACUUCAACUUCAUCAGGAGGGUCCACCCUGACGGAUACACCCGGACCAUUCUGGAGCUCAAGAACCGAGACACCAGACACAGCACCAGCCCAGCCCACAAGUACUACCUGGCAAUGGACCCCAUGGGAGAAGUGCUGUACGUCUCAGACACCAGUAGUCGGCGAGUGUACCGUGUCCGCAACCUGGGCCAGCCCAAAGAUCCGUCCCGCAACCUGGAGGUGGUGGCUGGAACGGGCGAACAGUGUCUGCCCUUUGACCAGAGCCACUGCGGGGAGGGCAGGAAGGCCACAGAGGCGGCUCUCAACAACCCACGAGGCAUUGCAGUGGACAAAAGUGGCGUGGUGUACUUUGUUGACGGCACAACAAUACAGAAGAUCAACGAGCGCGGCCUGUUGUCAACGGUGAUCGGCUCCAGCGGCCUCAUGUCCACGCAGCCGCUGAGUUGUGACGCACGCAUGGACAUCAGCCAGGUGCGGCUGGAAUGGCCAACAGACCUCGCCAUCAACCCCCUGGACAAUUCUCUGUACAUCCUCGACAACAACAUUGUUCUGCAGGUGUCAGAGAGUCUUCAUGUACGCAUUGUAGCUGGACGUCCCAUUCACUGUCAAGUCCCAGGGAUCGACCACCAUCUGGUGAGCAGGGCAGCAGUCCGGGCCACGCUCGAGGCGGCGAAAGCCAUUUCUAUGUCCCACCUAGGAACUCUGUACAUCGCAGAGACGGACGAGAGGCGCAUCAACCGCAUUCAGCAGGUGUCCACAAAUGGAGAGAUAUCGGUCAUCUCUGGAGCUCCCACUGACUGUGACUGCAAGAUAGAUCCCAACUGCGACUGCUUCUCUGGAGAUGGAGGCUACGCCCGUGAUGCCCGCCUCAAAGCUCCUUCCUCUCUGGCCGUGGCCCCCAAUGGGACCCUGUACAUCGCUGAUCUGGGGAAUAUCCGGAUCCGAGCAGUGAGCCUCAACCAGCCGCAGCUCAGCACCGCUGGCCUGGUUGAGAUCAGCUCCCCUCUGGACCAAGAGCUCUAUCUUUUCAGUCAGAACGGCUCCCAUUUGCACACCAAGCACCUGAUCACGGGCCACUUCCUGUACAACUUCACAUACGGUACAGAUGGGCAGCUGUCGGGGGCCGUGUCCCGGGACGGGCAGGGGCUGCAGGUGCGGCGCGAUGCCCACAGUGUACCCUUGUGGCUGGCUCUACCUGGAGGACAGGUGUACUGGCUCUCCCUCAGUAACAGCGGCACUCUGAGAAAGGUGUCUGCUCAAGGCCACGACAUCGCCCACAUAUCCUACCAUGGCAACACUGGUCUCCUGGCAACCAAGAGUGAUGAAAACAGCUGGACCACAGUUUAUGAAUACAACUCCGAGGGCCGUGUGACCAACAUCACCAAGCCAACGGGAGAGGUCAGCGGUUUCCACGGUAACUUGGAACGUUGGUCUCGAGUCGAGGUCGAGGCGUCAAACCGUGAAAACUUUGUCACCAGCACGAACCUAUCGGCCAGUGACACUGUCUACACCUUCAGACAAGACCAUGCCCAGAGCUCAUACCGGGUGAGCGCUGACGGGUCCUUCCUGGUGUCUCUGGCCAAUGGGAUGGAGCUGACCCUGAGCACUGAGCCCCUUCUGCCCGGAUCCUCGGGGGGUGGAGUCAGUCCCAUCGCCAGCCGCUGCAACAUCAGUUUGCCGGGUGACCACGCCCCCAGUCUCAUCGAGUGGAGACAGAGGAAAGAGCAGAGCAAAUCCAACUACACCACCUACGAACGCAGGCUCAGGGCACACAAUAGGAAUCUACUGUCUAUAGAUUUUGACCAGAGUACUCGAGUUGGGAAGAUCUAUGAUGACCACAGAAAGUUCACGCUGCACAUUCAAUACGAUGUCCUGGGACGUCCUGUGGUGUGGUCUCCAAGCAGCAAGUACACAGAAGUAAACAUCACGUACACAGGGGGAGGGCUGCUGUCCUCCAUCCACCGGGGGGAGUGGUCCGAGCGGCUGGACUACGAGAACGACAGGGUGGUGUCCAGGGCCUGGGUCAACGGGAAGAUCUGGACCUAUACAUACGCAGACAAGUCCAUCAUGCUGCUGCUCCACAGCCAGCGCAGAUAUGUGUUUGAGUACGACCAGACGGACCGCCUGGUGGCGGUGACCAUGCCCAGUAUGGUGAGGCACAGCCUGCAGUCCCUGCUCUCUGUGGGCUACUACCGAAACAUCUACACCCCUCCAGACAGCCAGGCCUCCUUCCUCCAAGACUACAUGCUGGACGGUCGCCUGCUUCGAACACAGUAUCUGGGAACCGGACGCAGCGUCAUCUACAGGUACACAGCAGCAGCGCGGUUAUCAGAGGUGGUUUAUGACUCGUCUUUGGCCACAUUCACUUAUGACGAAGCCUCCGGGACGGUUAAGACCAUUCAUCUGACUCAUAACGGCUUCAUCAGCUCCAUACGCUACAGGCAGACAGGUCCCUUGACCAGUCGUCAGAUUUUCCGUUUCAGUGAAGAAGGUUUGGUAAAUGCUCGGUUCGACUACAGCUACAACAACUUCCGAGUGACCAGUAUGCAAGCUGUGAUCAACGAGACCCCACUGCCCAUCGACCUGUACCGAUAUGUGGACGUGUCUGGGAGGGUGGAGCAGUUUGGGAAAUUCAGCGUCAUAUUCUAUGAUCUCAAUCAGGUCAUCACCACUCACCUCAUGAAGCACACCAAGGUCUUCAACUCGUACGGGCAGGUGGUGGAGGUGCAGUAUGAGAUCCUGAAGUCCAUCGCUUACUGGAUGACCAUUCAGUACGACUCAGCGGGGCGCACCACCACCUGUGACAUCAGAGUGGGCGUGGACAGCAACGUGACGCGCUACACCUACGAAUAUGACGCCGACAGUCAGCUCCAGAGCGCCUCUGUGAAUGAGCGGCCGCAGUGGAGGUACAGCUACGACCUCAACGGAAACAUCAACCUGCUCAGCCACGGCACAAGUGCAAGGCUAACCCCGCUCCGUUAUGACCAGCGUGACCGCAUCACACACUUGGGCGAGAUCCAGUACAGCGUGGACGACGACGGCUUCCUCAGGCAACGAGCCAACGACCUUUUCGACUACAACUCCAACGGCCUCCUGAUCAGAGUCUACAACCGAGUCAGCGAACGCACCGUCUGGUACCGCUACGACGGUCUGGGGCGCCGGGUGGCCACCAAGUCCAGCGAGGGCGGGCAACUGCAGUUCUUCUACGCCGAUCUCUCCCAACCAACAAGAGUGACACAUUUGUACAACCACAGCAGCAAUCUUAUCACGUCUUUGUAUUACGACCUCCAAGGACAUCUUAUCGCCAUGGAGCUGAGUAGUGGGGAAGAGUAUUACGUUGCCUGUGACAGCACUGGCAGCCCAAGAGCGGUGUUUUCAAGCAAAGGACGACUGGUCAAAGAAAUCCUAUACACGCCUUAUGGAGAAGUCUAUCAAGACACCAAUCCAGACUUCCAGCUGGUCAUUGGCUUUCAUGGAGGGCUGUAUGAUCCCUCCACACGAUUGGUGCACCUGGGAAGGCGGGACUAUGACACGCUAGCAGGGCGGUGGACCUCGCCCAAUCACGAGCUGUGGGCGGAGCUGAGUAAAGAGCCCAAGCCGUUUAACCUGUACGCCUUCAAGAACAACUGCCCCGUGGGACGAGUGGAGGAGGUGACGAAGUUCACAACAGACAUUGGGAGUUGGCUGCAACUGUUUGGAUUUCAGCUUCAUAACGUGGUCCCAGGCUUCCCCAGGCCUGAGGUGGCCAGUAUGGAGCAAACGUAUGAACUCAUGAAGACUCAGACCAAGACUCAGGACUGGGACACUUCAAAGGUGGUGUUGGGGAUCCAGUGUGAGCUGCGUCGCCAGCUCAGAAGCUUCAUCUCUCUGCAGCGACUGCCCCUCGUCUCUGGGCCCGUGGGCUCCACCAACCAUAGACCACCGCGCCCGCCCCCCUUUGCCUCCAGGCCCUCUCUGCUCGGCCCCUCCAUCCGAUUCGCGGUGUCUCACGGCAGAGUCAGCGCAGAGGUCAUCGGCGUGGCCAGCGAGGACAGCAGACGAGUGGCGGCCAUUUUGAACGGUGCCGUCCACUUGAGCGGUCUGAGCUUCACUGUGCAGGGUUGCGACAUGCACCACUUCCUUCAGUCCCGGCCAAUCGAGGACGACUUGGCGUUGGGUCUAGGGGUGGGGGGCCGCGUCUUGGAGGGAGGCGUGAAUGUGAGCGUCUCCCAAAUGAGUGCAAACGUCAACGGCAGGACUCGACGCUUCGCCGACAUCACUCUCCAGCAGGGGGCACUGUGCCUGUGUGUGCGCUACGGUGGCUCAGAGGAGGAGGAGUGGGCACGCGUACGUGAGGAAGCGCGGCGCAGGGCGGUGGAGGGCGCGUGGGACAGAGAGCGCCGGCGCCUGGAGCAGGGUGACACAGGCACACGAGCCUGGAGCGACGCAGAGAAGCAGCAGCUCCUGUCCACGGGCCGUGUCCCGGGAUACGACGGUUACUACUCCCUCCCUGUAGAGCAGCAGCCCGAGCUCUCCGACUGCGCCGCCAACGUCCACUUUAUGACUCUAAGCGAGGUAGGGGGCAGACUGCGCUGCAACCUCUUCCUCACUGAACCAUAUGCUUAUAGCUCUGCUCCGACGCUGCCCGACUACGCCACGGAGCAGAAUGGAUGGAAUGAAAUGUCCGGUUGCUAG